Messenger RNA from Anopheles marshallii, 1098 nucleotides. Its product is annotated as methylosome protein 50-like. Gene Ontology annotation, cellular component: methylosome. NCBI's taxonomy places the organism in Eukaryota, Metazoa, Arthropoda, Insecta, Diptera, Culicidae. The transcript is spliced from 3 exons. The coding region runs from base 1 to 1098 and encodes 365 amino acids. Gene Ontology annotation, biological process: oocyte axis specification. The record is from RefSeq and is a predicted model, not a curated record. Gene Ontology annotation, molecular function: protein binding.
AUGGACUACAGCAAGCGUGUAGAUAUGAUAGCAACCUAUAGUGUGCCACCCACUUAUCAUCCCCCGGUAACUUUAAGCGAGCUGGCCAAAAGCACAGACUAUCCGAACAUGAACUCGGUGCAAUAUCGCCUAACGGAAGCGGUUCCAUUGCCGGAUAAGAAGCUUCCCCCGUUUCUCGAUCUGGCGACCGUCAACGAGGCGGGAAACGUUAUCGUAGCUGGCAAUAAUUACACCGGUCGGCUGUGGGACGGUGCCUUCUGUGGAUGGCAAAAGGUGGAGGAUCUUUUCCAGGAGGAGAAAGUAACCUUCAGCAAGCAAUGUGAUGCGAUCAUAACGGCGCUAGCCUACACAAUGGACGACGCUUUGUUUCUUCUGGGCAAUGAUAAAGGGUCGAUCGAACUGUGGUCCACGGGGAACGCCGUUCGCGGGCCGGGUCUUUACCUGGUAGACAAACAGAACCAGCAUAUUGGAGUGAUCACGGCGCUGGACAAGUUCCAAAGCACCGAGCGUACCGUAAUUUCCGGCUCGAUGGACGGAUGCAUCAUACUGUGGGAUUCCAGUCAGGGCGAUUUGCAAUCGACCACCAGGUUGCAGCAUGCUCAUCUCGGUGCAAUCACCUCUAUUGCCACCGAUUCCAGCCAGGAUUCGUUAGCCGUCAGCUGUUCGAACGAUCGGUCCGCAUUGAUGUGGGACUUCCGGGAGCUAAAACCGGGUGUGGCGCUGUACGAAAAGCAUGAUGUCCCGUUCACCACCAUCCGGUGGUGUAGUGACAGUGACUGGAACCGGUUGGUGGCUAUUGGGGAUGAAGCGGGACGCGUGUACUUUAUCGAUACACGGCAACCGAACGUUUUCCUCGAGACGUUGGAGUGUUUCGACAGGAAGGUUCACAAAAUAUCAUUCCACAGGAAACACUUUGCCGUGCUGGGGAAUACACCCGAGGUUAAAUUCUAUAACAACAAAUCGAAAGAGAUUCGCAUGGAGAACAGUGCCUCCAACUAUGUGCGUGAUAUUAUUUGGGGUGAAACGAACGGCGACGGCAUUUCCUGCACAUUGAUCGGAUGGGACAGUUAUACUAAACAGCUAUCACUUAAUGAAUGA